Messenger RNA from Portunus trituberculatus (swimming crab), 4719 nucleotides. It is a transcript of the gene muskelin, whose product is annotated as muskelin-like. Lineage: Eukaryota; Metazoa; Arthropoda; Malacostraca; Decapoda; Portunidae. Gene Ontology annotation, cellular component: cytoplasm. The transcript is spliced from 16 exons. The record is from RefSeq and is a predicted model, not a curated record. Gene Ontology annotation, molecular function: protein binding. The coding region runs from base 106 to 2400 and encodes 764 amino acids.
AAAAAAAGGAGAGUGGGUCUAGGUGAGGCGGAGGUGGCGGGCUGGCGGCGCCGUUCGAGCAGCCCGCCCCGCCCCGCCACUCGCUGCCUCGCCACAACAACAACAAUGGCCGAGGCUCCGCCAGACGACUGUCGACCCCUCAAAUACUCUAUCCACAAAUUCUCCACCUUCUCGUCCAAUUAUGUCCCAGAAUUAAAAUAUUUCAGAAACAUCCUGGAGGACAAGCCAAGCAACCAGGGAUCUCGGUGGUCUUCAGACUCCAACAAUCCCCCACAGUACCUCAUCCUGAAACUUGAUAGACCAGCAAUUCUCAGGACCAUAAAGUUUGGGAAGUAUGAAAAAACACACGUAUGCAACAUUAAGAAGUUUCGUGUGUAUGGAGGCUUGUCCGAUGAAAACAUGAUCCUCUUACUAGAAAGUGGAUUGAAAAACGAUACAGUUCCUGAAACAUUCCUAGUGAAGUACACAGUGGCAGGACACCAAUUUCCUGUUCGCUUUGUUAAAAUUGUUCCACUGCAGUCUUGGGGAUCCACGUUCAACUUCAGCAUCUGGCAUGUAGCCUUGGGGGGCUUUGAUGAGUGGACAAUGGUACAAAAGUGUAUUAACUGGUACACAACGUAUCGGGAACGAGAAGCUAUUCGACUCUGUUUGAAGCACUUCCGCCAGCACAACUACACUGAAGCUUUUGAAUCUCUUGAAAAACGAACUCGUGUCACGCUAGAAGACCCAAGAUUGACUAGGUUGCACAAAAUGCUUGUGGAACAAGGGGACUUUGAUGGUUGUGAGCAGCUUAUUGGUGAGGCUGCUGAAGAGGGACUCUUCCAACAAUACAUAAGGCAGCAAGAAUACAAACCUCAGUGGACACCUAUCAUCCCCAAUCCUGGAGGUUCCUCAGGUCCUCCUCCCCGGCCUGGCAUGCGAGGUGGCCACCAGAUGUGCAUAGACACCAAUACUCAGACCAUAUACUUAUUCGGUGGCUGGGAUGGCAUGCAGGACUUAAGUGACUUGUGGUCAUAUCACAUCUCCUCCCAGGAGUGGACGUGCAUCACUCGAGACACUCAUGUUGAGGGAGGUCCCAGUGCUCGCUCCUGCCACAAGAUGUGUCUGGAUCCUGAACGUCGCCAAAUAUUCACUCUUGGUCGAUAUCUUGAUUCUGCAUUAAGAAUACCUGAUAACCUAAAGAGUGACUUCUACAUGUAUGACAUAGAGAAUAACAAGUGGACACAGGUAACAGAAGACACAGCCUCUCUUGGUGGUCCCAAGCUAAUUUUUGACCACCAGAUGGUGAUGGAUGUUGAGAAGCGCAUCAUCUACGUCUUCGGGGGACGAGUCCUGACCCCCUCAAGAUGGGAGGGGUGCGUUGGGGGGCUGGGUUUAGAUGAACUGCGUACCAAUAACUACACUCCCAGCGAGGCCAUCUUCUCAGGGUUGUAUGCAUACCACGUGUCCACAAAUACCUGGACCAAACUGAGAGAUGAUUGCUCAGGCAACUCCACUGGCCCUCAGGACAUCAAGUCUCGCAUUGGUCAUUCAAUGUUAUUUCAUAGUGGAAGCCGACAGCUAUUUAUUUUAGCAGGACAACGGAUAAAGGAAUACCUCACAGACUUCUUCAUGUAUAACAUUGACACAGACACUGUUACCUACAUCAGCGAUGGUACCCGUAAAGACUCUUCGUCUGUGCCUGCUGCCGGCUUUACCCAGAAGGCCACUAUAGACCCUCACCUAAAUCAAAUACAUGUCCUCUCAGGACUGAGCAAGGACAAAGAUAAGAGGGAUGAAAAUGUUCGCAAUUCUUUUUGGGUUUAUGACAUUUCUCAAAAUAAAUGGUCGUGUAUAUAUCGUAAUGAACAGACGGGAGAGUCGUACUGGAGUAAGAUGCAGCAUGUAGAGCCCUGCCCUCGCUUUGCUCACCAGUUAGUCUAUGAUGAUGUGAAUAAGGUCCAUUAUCUGUUUGGUGGGAAUCCAGGCAAAGCCUCCUUGCCUAAGAUGAGGUUGGAUGAUUUUUGGUCCCUGCGCCUGUGUCGGCCAUCAACCCAGCAGUUAUAUCAAACUUGUGUGCUCCUCAUCAGAAAACACAGGUUUAGUGAACUAGCACGAGAGAACUCUGUAAUGGCCCUGAAGUAUCUCCAGACCAGGCUUCACAGUGCUGUUGAUCACAAUGAUCCUCAUCAAGUGCAGGAUUUUCAGGCUCUGGCCACAACGCUCUUUCAGCCUCAAGAUGAUAUGUCAAUUGGAUACGUUCAGGCCUUUCCUGAUGAUGACAGCAGCGCUACACCAACCACCACAGAUCUCGGUUGGAGGCAUACGGCCCGGUCAAUGUUGUUUGAUCAGUUAACUCAAUUUUUUCCUGAACACAUGACUCAACCUAGAGGUAAUUUGGUAGACCUCAUACCUUAUUGAUGUAUGUAUAUAUAUUUUUUUAGGCAAUAUAAUGAGAUUUCUGUUGUUUAUGACCCAACGUGGUAUUGUUUCUGAUACCUUCAUACACUAAGAACUACAACCCUUAUGUCAUUUAUGUAUAAUUUUAACAUUUUAGUAAAUUAAUUUCAGACAAAAUUGUAAAGAUGAACAUAUUGAUCUUAAAAUCCUUUUCUCUCUGAAGGAACAUGUAGCUAAUCAUAAUGAUGUCACAAGAAUUUCAUGGGGAUGUUUGUAACAAACAUGAUAUCACCAUCAAGUAACUUUAUUAUUAUUUUAAUGUGUACCGAAAAAAAUUGUUAAGAAUAUUUACAAAAUGUAAGUUCAUUAAUAAUCAUGUUUUUAUUCCUGUGUUAUUAGGCAAUAUUUAUUAUGAAAGUCAGCCAUCAAAAAAAGUGAUCUGAGAUCAUAUAUUUUCCUUAAAAAUUAUCUUUAAGAAGCAAUUGCAGUUGCCAUUCCUCCUGCUGUUCAACAUGUUUAUUUAUUUGGGGAAAAAUGCUUGUGUUCGAAUUCAUUUAAAUACCAAGUCAUUAUGUUUACUUCAAACAAGCAUCCUUCUCACACACACACACACACACACACACACACACACACACACACACACACACACACACACACACACACACACACACACACACACACACACACACACACACACACUAGGCUUUUUACCAUUUGAAAAGUAUUGACUUCAAUCCUUGCUUCUAAAUACAAUAUAGAGUCAUGCAAAGUUGUUGUUGUCACUGUUUUGAGUAAGAUGUAACAUCGCAGACUGGUAACUUCAAUAAUACAGAACUGACAAGCUUUCACUCUCACUCAAUAUGUGGUGAAAGCAUUCCUCUAGUCUCACUGUAUAAUAUGUCUUCAAACCAAGGCAGCUUAUCUCAUGGUUGCUUUGUACAGAAAGCUACAAAUAUUUAGGGUCUUUUCAUUUAUCUUAAUUUAUAUUCUAACCUUACUUAGAUGGAUUAUCAUAUAAAGAUGAUGUAAAUUAAUUUAUAUGUUUCUGCAUUUCUCAUUUGUGUAUAAGAGUACAGAAAUUGUAAUUAGUAUUUUUCUAAUAGUUCUUCAUUGCAGUUCAUUACUUUAAUAAUACUUGAGAAUUCAUAUGAUGUAAAAUAUGUAAAGUUCUUGCUGUCCUUACUUAAUUGACAUUUCCAAAACUUUAAACAUUGUUCAAUAAACAUUUUGCAGCUUUUUAUCAGGUUACAUUUUGUUACUCUUAAGAAAAUCCUAAUUUGUAUGAUAAAAAAUUUGAAAUACUGUAAAAGGGAAGAAGUUUUUAGACUGUAGAGUUCUGAAUGUUGAGGUUUCAUUUCUGUAUGUAUGUAACUAACUUGAUAGGAAUAUUUCAAUAUAAGUUACAUAUAAGAUUUAUAUAUUUUUUAUUUAUUUUUUUUUAUACUUUUACUUAAACUGCAAUUUUAGAAUGUUACACUGAAAAUUGGGUGUUAUUAGUAAUGGUACUAGAGAAGUAAGGAAACACUACAUAUUGACUUGUUAGGGUAGCUUGAACAAGUCUGUUGAACUCUAUUUUCGAACAAAAAAGUCAAACAAAUAAUUGAUAAGUGUUUCAAGAGAUACAUACAAAUAUUCAAAGGAGCAUGUCAUUUUCAGCAGCUAAAAUAUUCAGUAAGAACUCUGAUGCAGGUAUAGAUUUUCCUAUUUAAGUGUUUUGUAUACUGGUGUAUGCUUGAAGCAUUCUGGCUGUGACAUUUGGGGGAAGGAAAUUUAUUUUCUUAUUUACAUGAGACAUAGCUAUCGCUAUAUCAGUGGGUAAUGGAAACCUCGGUACUGAUAUUGUUGGGAAAAUCUUCUUCUCUCUUUAGUGUAGGGAAAUAUUUAUUGGCUCAUUAUGCAUAUACUUUGCUCUUCGCUUGUAAAUGUUAUCAGAUACUCUGCCUGUAAAAUUUACUCAACAAACUUCAUGUUUAAAGGGAACUGAUGAAUUAAGAGAAUAGAAAUAACUAAAUUUUGUUUAAUUUUACAGUGAAUUUGAAAUUCAGAUUAAAAAAAAAAAAGGCUUUUUUUUUCUAGAUGUUUAAACAAAUUUUAUUUGUUAAAUUCCAGUCUUCAAUUAUAACCUUUUUGUUAUAAAUGAUAGGAAGAGAUGGUCCUAAAGAUGAUUUCAUACCUUUAUCUUAUUCCUUGUCUUUGCUUUCCCUCAGUAUCAGUGAUGUUUUACCUAACUGUAACAGUCAUAUAUACAUAUUAAUUGUGUUGCUUUUAUAAGAAACGGAAGACCAGAUUUCAUUUAUUUGAAAAUGACUGGUCUGAUUAAUUUCAUAAACUUUAUGAUCA